This is a messenger RNA of Solanum dulcamara, 4019 nucleotides long. Its product is annotated as putative inactive cadmium/zinc-transporting ATPase HMA3. NCBI's taxonomy places the organism in Eukaryota, Viridiplantae, Streptophyta, Magnoliopsida, Solanales, Solanaceae. Gene Ontology annotation, biological process: monoatomic cation transport. Gene Ontology annotation, molecular function: ATPase-coupled monoatomic cation transmembrane transporter activity; ATP binding; ATP hydrolysis activity. The record is from RefSeq and is a predicted model, not a curated record. Gene Ontology annotation, cellular component: membrane. The coding region runs from base 63 to 3890 and encodes 1275 amino acids. The transcript is spliced from 11 exons.
AAAAGAGACCAUAAUUACUCUCUUCUCUUUUUUUUUUCUUUUUCUUCAAAAAAGGGAAAAAAAUGACAGAAAGUGAAAAAGCUAAUAAUGAAACAAAUAUGCUAAGCAAGAGUUAUUUUGAUGUUCUUGGAAUUUGUUGUACAUCAGAAGUUGUUUUGGUUGAGAAAAUUCUCAAGAAUCUUGAAGGAGUUAAGGAGGUUUCAGUAAUUGUCACAACCAAAACUGUCAUUGUUAUUCAUGAUUCUAUCAUCAUUUCUCAGCUACAAAUUGUUAAAGCAUUGAAUCAAGCAAGAUUAGAAGCAAGUAUAAGAGUGAAUGGAUUGAAAAACUACCAAAAGAAAUGGCCAAGUCCAUUUGCAAUUGGUAGUGGAAUUUUGCUUGCUCUCUCAUUUUUGAAGUAUUUUUUCCUACCUCUCCAAUGGUUAGCACUUGUUUCUGUUGCUGUUGGAAUUCCCCCUAUUAUUUUUAGGGGUGUAGCUGCAGUCCGCAACCUCACACUUGACAUCAACAUUCUUGUAUUAAUCGCAGUUGCUGGAUCAAUUGUUUUACAUGAUUAUUGGGAAGCUGCUACUAUUGUAUUCUUAUUUACUAUUGCAGAAUGGCUAGAGUCAAGGGCAAGUCACAAGGCUGCUGCUGUUAUGUCAUCACUGGUCAAUAUAGUCCCUCCUACAGCAGUUUUAGCUGAAAACGGAGAAGUAGUAAAUGUCGAUCAAGUCAAGUUGAAUAGCAUUCUUGCUGUCAAAGCUGGUGAAACUAUACCGAUUGAUGGAAUUGUAGUGGAAGGGGAAUGUGAUGUGGACGAGAAAACUUUAACAGGCGAGUCAUUUCCAGUUUCUAAGCAAAAAGAUACGACAGUCUGGGCUGGUACUACAAAUCUAAAUGGUUAUAUCAGUGUUAAGACUACAGCUCUGGCUGAAGAUUGUGCGGUGGCUAGGAUGGCGAAGCUUGUAGAAGAUGCUCAGAACAAGAAGUCAAAAACUCAAAGAUACAUUGACAAGUGUGCUAAAUAUUACACACCAGCAAUUGUGGUUAUAGCUGCUUGUUUGGCUAUAGUUCCUACUGCAUUAAGGGUUCACAACCGAAAAGAAUGGUAUCGCUUGGCUUUGGUCGCGCUGGUGAGUGCAUGUCCAUGUGCACUUGUGCUAUCUACACCAGUUGCCAUGUGUUGUGCACUUUCAAAGGCAGCAACAUCAGGUCUUCUGUUCAAAGGAGCAGAGUACCUUGAGACUCUUGCUAAAAUCAAAAUCAUGGCUUUUGACAAAACUGGUACAAUAACUCGAGGAGAGUUUGUGGUGACCGAGUUCAGGUCUCUCAUUGAUGGCCUUAGCCUCAAUACACUUCUUUACUGGGUUUCAAGUAUUGAGAGCAAGUCAGGUCAUCCGAUGGCAGCUGCUCUGGUUGACUAUGCACAAUCAAAUUCGGUCGAGCCAAAGCCUGAUAGAGUGGAGCAAUUUCAAAAUUUUACUGGUGAGGGAAUAUAUGGAAGAAUUGAUGGAAUGGAAAUCUAUGUAGGGAAUAAAAAAAUUUCUUCAAGAGCUGGAUGUACUACAGUGCCAGAAAUAGAGGGUGACAGUAUACAAGGAAAGUCUGUCGGAUACAUAUUUUUGGGAUCCUCUCCAGCUGGACUAUUCAGUCUUUCUGAUGUUUGUCGAACUGGUGUAAGAGAUGCAAUGAGAGAACUGAAGCAGAUGGGUAUCAAAACUGUGAUGCUCACAGGUGAUUGUUAUGCAGCUGCCAACCAUGUGCAGGAUCAGUUAGGUGGAGCUUUGGAUGAAUUUCAGGCAGAACUCUUACCAGAGGACAAGGCGACAAUCAUUAAGGGUUUUCAGAAGGAAGCUCCAACAGCAAUGAUAGGCGAUGGACUUAAUGAUGCUCCUGCAUUAGCAACAGCUGACAUUGGCAUCUCAAUGGGCAUCUCCGGGUCAGCUCUUGCGAAAGAAACAGGACAUGUUAUCCUUAUGACAAAUGACAUUGGAAGGAUACCGAAAGCUGCACGUCUUGCUAGAAGAGUUCGAAGGAAAAUAAUUGAGAAUAUGAUACUAGCAAUCGGUACAAAGGGUGCCAUAGUUGCAUUGGCAAUAGCAGGUUAUCCGUUGGUUUGGGCUGCUGUCCUCGCAGAUGCUGGGACAUGCUUGCUAGUGAUUUUGAACAGCAUGCUACUUCUACGAGGAGCUACAUGUAGACAUGAGAAAAAAUGUUGUAAAUCUACUACUUCUUCGCAUGCUCACCACCACAAAAACAAAGCUUCUUGUUGCAAGUCAGAAAAGGCUCCUCAACUAUGUUGCUCUGAUAUUGAGUCACAAAAAGAAUGUAGAAAGCAAUCAUGCUCAUCCGAGGUGUGUGUUCAAAGACGUCAACCUUUCCCUUCAGGAUCAACAUCAUGCGGAAAUAAUCAGUGCUCAGACUCCAAUAAAAAUAAUGCUCUUCAUUCUCAUUCGCAUCCUCAAUGCUGCUCAUCCAAGAUGUCUGUUACAGCAUGCCAAUCUGCAGUUUCAGAAUCAAAGUCAUGUGGAAGUAGCAAUUGCUCAGACUCCAUUCACAUGAGUAGUUGUCAUUCUUCGACAAACUCCUUAAUACAUUACUCAGAUAUGUCUGCUCCACGAUGUCAAUCUGCCACUUCAAGCUCCAAGUCAUGUGGAAGUACCAAGUGCUCCACCAAUAAGUCUGCUCAUGGAUGCCAAUCUGAACUUUCUGGUCCUAAAUCAUGUGUAAAUAGCAAGUGUUCUGACUCGAUAGACAAUAAUAUCCAUCAUUCACAUUCUGAUCAUCAAACAUGCAUGUCCAAGGUGUGUGCUCCACAAAGUUCAUCUGCAACUUCAAGCUCAAGGACAUGUGGAAAUACUAAGUGCUCGGACACCACUAGCAAAAAUUCUUGUCAUUCACAUGCUAACUCUGAAUUAUGCUCUUCAAAGAUGUCUGGUCCAGCAUGCCAAAAUGCUAAUUCAGGUUCGAGGUCAUGCAGAAAUAAUAAGUGCCUAGACUCUUCAACCGAGCACGGUGUUCAUUCACUUACUGAUCCACUAUCUGAGGAAAAGAUUUUGGAGCAGGAAAGCUUGGAUUUGGUCCGAAAAGAUUUGGAAUCAAAUCAUGAUCUUAGUCAUGGCUGCUAUGACGGGGAACAUGAUCAUCAUCCAAAUAUAACUGACAUAUCAGAAACUGAAAUCCAGGAGACUUCUCAUUGCGAUAGCACCAAUCAAACAUCUCAAACUGUAAUUUCAGGUUCAAUGACCUGUGGAAAUUAUAAGAGCCUGGACUCUGUAGAGAUCCACGGGUGUCAUUCACAUGCUCAUCCACCCCACAAGGAGAAGGACUUGGAGGAACCACAUCAUUCCGUUGGCCAUGGCUGUUCGGACAAGGAACAUGGUCACUCACAUCCAGAGAAGGCAUAUGACAGUUGUGCAACACAAGAUUGUUGUUUUUCAGUUCAGGGCCAUGGCAUUGACAUAUCCGAAAGUGGAAGUCAAGGAACUGCUCAUUGUGACAGCAUUAUUAAACAAAACAUGGUCAUCCCCAGUAGCUGCAAACAUACACCACAAGAUCAGGUAAGUCACUGUGGAUUUCACUCUAGAACUAUCCCUACUGAAGAAGCACUAGCCAAGCUGGUUAGAAGAUGUUGCAAGUACAGACCAUGCCACGACGUCCGUUCUGGAUGCAGAAAGCAUGAUGCAGAAUGUGGUCCAACUACCCGAUCAACCAUCAAUAUCUUACGGGACAACCAUCAUCAUCAUCAUCAUCAUCAUCUAGACUGCAGUGGUCGUAAGGUUUGUUCGCCAUUGGAGAAGAGACACAUUGGUGGAUGCUGUGAGAGCUUCAGAAAAGAAUGUUGCCCCAAGAGCAAUCAUUUUGCAUCAAGUUUUGGAGGAGGUUUAUCAGAAAUUGUUUUAGAGUAAGAUUCAAUCUGAAAUGUAAAUAUGUUGCACCUGUUCUACCUAUUUUAUCUUCAAGAAGCUGAGCUGCUAUUUUGUAUGAACAUAGCUAUUACAAUGGCUUUUAUAUUAAUCCUAAAACUGGUUUGUGUA